Molecule: messenger RNA, 783 nt
Organism: Ichthyophthirius multifiliis
Lineage: Eukaryota; Ciliophora; Oligohymenophorea; Hymenostomatida
Exons: 2
Biological process (GO): rRNA processing
Cellular component (GO): small-subunit processome; nucleolus
Source: RefSeq, a predicted model, not a curated record
AUGUCAUUUACUACAUUUAAAAAUCUAAAAAUUGGAAGAAAACAUAGGGAAAGAGGAUAAUUAAAAGAAAGGGAGCAUUUAGGUUUAUUAGAAAAGAAAUAGGAUUAUAAAAAAAGAGCGAAGCAUUAUCAUAAAAUAAACGAUAUUUUAAAUAAUUUAAAAUAAAAAGCAAGACUUAAAAAUGAUGAUGAAUUCUAUUUUAAAAUGCAAAGGGCUAAAAUUAUUGAUGGUAAACAUGUAGAAUAAAAUUAAGAAGACGAAAACGAAGAUUUUGAUAAAAAUGAAUUUAAGUCUUUAGUAAAGGCUAAAAAUAUGAAUUUAAUUAAAGUUUAAAAACAUAAAGACAUGAAAUAAAUUUAAAAAUUAUAAGCUCAAUUGCAUAAUUUAGAAGGACCUAAAAUGAACUAAUAAAAAUAUUUCGUUGAUUCUAAAGAAGAAUUUGAUAACUUUUAAAUUGAAAAAGAUAAUUAAAUUUUAAACUAGCCUGAGAAUUUAGUAUUUAUUUUUAAAAAAAUAUUUAUUUAACUAUUUAUUUUUUAAUAAAGGAAUAGGAGAAAUCAUUAUAAAGAAAAAUUAAAGAAUCUUAUAAAAAACUUAAAAAAGUAUAAGAGAAUCAUGAAAAAAUGGAAAAAGCAUAUAUUAAAUUGGAUUAUCAAAAAAAUUUGUUAGUAAUAUUUAUCUAUAUAUUUAAAAUACAAAAAUUAAUAGAAAAAAGAAAAAAGAAGAAUAAGAAAAUAUAAAAAUGGAGAAGUAGCUAAAUUUUUCAGAGAAAGAAAAAGAUGA